AUGGACGGAUCUCCUCCGACUAUCAAAAGGGGGAGGUGGGAGAAUUACUUCUUGGUAACGGUAGGUCCCCCAUGGCUUGUCGAGAGCACGUGGGCUGUAUGCCGCGGCCUGGGUGGCUGGAUAGAACGACAGACAAGGAGAAGAAAAGUGAGAGAUAAGUUGGCUGCCGUCGAUAGCCCACCAUUGCAGGGCUCCGUGCAGCCGGCAAUCGCGCCGAGAGAUGAAUCGAAGAGGGUGUGA
Messenger RNA from Gaeumannomyces tritici R3-111a-1, 240 nucleotides. RefSeq lists its product as hypothetical. The coding region runs from base 1 to 240 and encodes 79 amino acids. The transcript has 2 exons. Lineage: Eukaryota; Fungi; Ascomycota; Sordariomycetes; Magnaporthales; Magnaporthaceae. The record is from RefSeq and is a predicted model, not a curated record.